Molecule: messenger RNA, 1275 nt
Organism: Cyphellophora attinorum
Lineage: Eukaryota; Fungi; Ascomycota; Eurotiomycetes; Chaetothyriales; Cyphellophoraceae
Product: Fumarylacetoacetase
Exons: 6
Coding region: 1-1275 (424 amino acids)
Biological process (GO): homogentisate catabolic process; L-tyrosine catabolic process; L-phenylalanine catabolic process
Molecular function (GO): fumarylacetoacetase activity
Source: RefSeq, a predicted model, not a curated record
AUGAUACAACGACGUAAUCCCUUCACCAUCCACAACUUGCCUUACGGCAUCGUUUCCACACGAGACAACCCGGUCAGAAGAUGUGCCGUGGCCUACAACGACUGGGCCAUUGACUUGAAUGUCCUGCAGCGAUCAGGGUUGUUCGACAAUAUCAAGGAGCUUCCGCAAAACACCUUCCGCAGUCCCACUCUCAAUGCCUUCGCUGCUUUGCCUACGAACACUCGACUGCAAGUCCGCACAAAGCUGACAGAUCUGCUGUCCAUGAACCAUCUCAGCGGGGACCCCGCGACAAAAAAUGCUUUCCUCCCCCUCGAAUCGGUGGAGAUGCAUUUCCCCAUGGACACGCGGAAUUUUUCGGACUUCUAUUGCUCGCUGGAGCACACCAAGAAUUGCACCGCAAUCUUCAGCAGUAAUCCAAUCACCCCCAAUUGGUUCGCAAUUCCCUCUGUGUACAACGGAAGAACCUCCAGUCUGGUCGUAUCUGGUACGCCGGUGACGAGACCAGUCGGUGUGUUCCCCUUACCGAAAUCGGAUGGCAGCAAAGCUUCACCAACACUUCAACCGGAGACACAUUUGGAUUUCGAGCUGGAAAUGGGAAUCUUCUUGUCGAAACCCGUCCCGCGGGGUCAAUGCCUGCGUAUCGAAGAUGCCAAGGAAUCGAUGUUUGGUUUGGUUAUGCUCAACGACUGGUCUUCGAGGAGUAUUCAAUUCUUCGAAAUGGCGCCGCUUGGUCCCUUUCAUUCCAAAGGAUCAGCAACCUCAAUCUCGCCAUGGAUCGUUCCUAUCGAGGCCUUGGACGCUGUUGCCUGUCCGCGUCACGCGGCUCAAGAGCCGGCACCGCUCCCUCACCUGACCUUGCCAGAAGCCGGCAAGGCAAGCUUCAAUAUUGAAGUAUCGGUUAAAAUUCUGCGCGACGGACAAGUUUACGCUCUCGGUGCAAGCAACCUGAACGAGCUCCACUGGACACCCCUGCAGCAAUUGACGCAUCUUGGUAGUGCUGGAGAGGGCUUGUCCACAGGUGAUCUCUUUGGAACGGGAACCAUUUCGAGUGCUAGGACGAAUUCUGACGGAGAGAAAAUCGGACUUGGCUGUUUGUAUGAGAGGAAGCUAAGUGGAAAUGAACUCCGGAGUGCUCCACCAGACAUAGCCCAGACAUUCUUGAAAGAUGGCGAUGAGGUUGUGCUUGAAGGCUGGGCAGUGAAGCCAGAUACUGGGAAGGCCAUCUUCGGAUUCGGGGAGUGCCGAGGUCAGAUAUUGCCUGCCCAGCAGCUGUGA